Molecule: messenger RNA, 335 nt
Organism: Strongylus vulgaris
Lineage: Eukaryota; Metazoa; Nematoda; Chromadorea; Rhabditida; Strongylidae
Source: the annotation of a GenBank genome assembly
AUGGAUGAGCUGAAUUCCUUAUCCUUUGAGAGAAUGCAGUGCCUCUUCGAGUUUACCAACCUUGCUAUUCAAUUGGAGAAUCAGUUAGCUUCGGUCAGAUGCGCAAUGUCGAAGGCGAGAACUCUACGAGGCGUCGUGUUAUCAACUUUGUUCAAUAUUGAUGCGCAAACACUGGUUCCUACCGCAAGGGUCAUUUGCGAAGGCGAUACGUUUAAGCUUGUGGAUGAAAUAUCACAUGACGGCGAUGCAGGUGUUGAAAAGGUACAUAUCAGAAUUGCUUGCUUUUCUUUAGCUCUUAAUUGUCCUUCCAAAUGCACUACCUUGAUUUUCUAAGA